UCCAUAGAGAAUUUGAUACGUAUCCUGCCAUGUCACUUUCACAUCCCUGAAAAACCCUUUCUUAUAUACCAUUAAUACCACGCGCCUCGCCAUUUUUCAACUGAGAGAGAGCUCGAAGAACUCGAUCCCCUUCAAUAUUCUCCACUAUAUAUACAAAUUGCUCUCUCAAGCUUGACUUCGAAGAGCAAUUGAAGAUGAGUCUUUCAGUGGCGCAGGGGUUUACGAAGUCUCUGGCGAUGACAGUGCUGUCUGAGAUCGGAGACAAGACUUUCUUCGCCGCUGCGAUCUUGGCGAUGCGUCAUCCUAGGAGACUCGUCUUGUCAGGCUGCCUUGGGGCUUUAACUGUAAUGACCAUUCUGUCUGCCGUUGUUGGUUGGGCUGCUCCCAAUUUGGUGUCUCGCAAAUGGACCCAUCAUAUUACAACACUGCUGUUCUUGGGAUUUGGAGUAUGGUCUUUGUGGGAUGCAUUUCAUGAUGGGGAAGCUGAGGAUUUGGAUGAAGUUGAAGCCCAGCUGGACGCUGAUCUAAAAGCUAAUGGUGGAGAAACCAAGGAGAAGAAUCAGGAUUCUGAUGAUUUAAAGAAGCAGAGGCAGCCUCUUCUCGCUCAAUUCUUCUCACCCAUCCUUCUGAAGGCAUUUUCAAUUACCUUCUUUGGUGAAUGGGGUGACAAGAGCCAGCUUGCUACCAUUGGUUUGGCUGCCGAUGAGAAUCCACUAGGAGUUGUUCUUGGAGGAAUACUGGGACAAGCCUUAUGUACUACAGCUGCCGUCCUAGGAGGGAAAAGUCUUGCAUCUUCAAUAUCUGAAAGAAUAGUGGGACUUGCUGGUGGAUCUCUAUUCAUUGUUUUCGGAAUUCAGUCCUACCUUUCAACAGUCGAGUAACCAUGUCGUUUAUCUUACGAAUAUUUACCCUGUUCUCCGGAAGUGAAUGAUAGUCUAGAUGCACAUUUCGUUUGCUGAAGUCCUCAGUAUGAAAGGUACAACAACUACAUAAAAGCAAGCAAAUCGGGGAAACACUAUCCAAUUAGAUAUUUGUUCCGUUAAUUUAGAUUAAGGCUCCGCGUCUGGUCCAAGGCAGGCAGCCACUAUUUUUAACCUUUUCGCUGAAAGGCAAAUAUGUAGACUCUAUUUGCUUAUGAUAAGCUUGUUCUCGUU
Messenger RNA from Solanum verrucosum, 1154 nucleotides. Its product is annotated as GDT1-like protein 4. The transcript has 13 exons. Gene Ontology annotation, cellular component: Golgi apparatus. Gene Ontology annotation, molecular function: manganese ion transmembrane transporter activity; calcium ion transmembrane transporter activity. The coding region runs from base 195 to 881 and encodes 228 amino acids. The record is from RefSeq and is a predicted model, not a curated record. Gene Ontology annotation, biological process: manganese ion transmembrane transport; Golgi calcium ion transport; calcium ion transmembrane transport. Lineage: Eukaryota; Viridiplantae; Streptophyta; Magnoliopsida; Solanales; Solanaceae.